Messenger RNA from Paramuricea clavata, 5259 nucleotides. The record is from the annotation of a GenBank genome assembly. NCBI's taxonomy places the organism in Eukaryota, Metazoa, Cnidaria, Anthozoa, Malacalcyonacea, Plexauridae.
AUGGACGAAUACGAAUCCGUGAUUAUCGAAGUGACAGGAAUAAACACAAACACUUCAAAAGACACUUUGGAGAACUAUUUCUCGUCCUCAAAACGUGGAGGAGACAUUGUGAAUAUAGAAUAUAUUAAAGGAAGUGGGAAUGCAUUAAUAACAUUUGCUAACGCCGAAGGUAAGAACACAAGACUGUCUUUAUGUGUUAUAACUGGGUUUCAGUAAGUAUUGCAGUAUUACAGGGCAGCAUUGAAGUCAAUAAAAAAAAUAAAUUAUUGAUUAAUUAUUGACUGAUUACAAUGAUUAGAGCACGAAUAUGAAACUAGAUCCCACAAUUUUAGAUAUUUAUAAUAUAAUGAAUGCAGCUUAAUGCAUAUAUAUAAUGAAUGAAUUUAGACCAUUUUCUCACUCUGCCUGGUAACUGCUAGUUGACUCAGUCAUCACCUGCACAAUUCAGCUAUGUGAGGCUAACUGUAAUCAGUCAAGGAACUAGUAGAAAUAACCAGCAUUAGUACGACAUCAAAUAUACAAUGAAUUUGUCAAUGAACUAUAAUGCAAUUUAUCGAUCGCCAUAAAGUAUUUAAAUGUUGCAAAUUUGAAAGCAGUUAGCAGUACAAUUUGAUGGUAUAUUUAAUAGCGGAUUGGUCUAGCCAACAAAUCUUAAGCAAAUGUCGCCAGCCUUUGAGAUUUGUCCAAGCAUGGACGCAAUGUCGAAAUAUAACGAGUGUUGGAACACAGACAAUACUUUCUACUGACCUAACUAUACAUGUAGAAACGACAAUAUGUCAAUAAUGCUAACGAGGAAACGGCAUAAUUUCAUCUUUCGCUUUCGAAAUCGAAGCCAUGCACAAACUACUGUAUAGUUUGCAACCACAGUCAUUAAAGAUGAAGUGAUAUAAUUUAAAUAGCGAUUUUUAGAAGCAAAUGCUUUAAAAUACAAAUUAAACAUGUUUGGAAUAAACAUGUUCCCCAUUAAAUAAUCGGGAUUCGGGAGGUUGCGAUAGUGCUUUUCACGUAAUUUGAUUGGUUGUUCAGCUCCGGAUAUCCUUGCACUAUUCACCUCCGGACAACGGAACAAAAUGGCUUCCCGUUUCGUUCCGGUUACAGAUAAGCAAUUACGUAUAGUAUAAUACGAAGCUGCCGUUUCGGCAAAGCCACAGAAAGUCAAUAGUGUGUAGAGGUAUUCUUUAAAGCUGUUUCUAAUGAAUAAAAAUGAUAAGAUUGCCGAAAGCGUGUAAAUACUGCAUGUUUUGUUUACAACUAUUACGGAAGUUCAAAUACAAAUUGUUUUACAAAUAUUUUCGUUGUUUUUUGGUCAUUUAUGUUUUGUAAUGGAAUAUGCUAAAACAUGUAAUUAUUCUCCUCAGUGUCGGUGAAUGUGCAGGAAUAUUCGUCUCAACGCUUCGCGUUUCUAUGUAUAUAUAUUUAUCUGCUCCUUCCAACUGCUACGACACUCUCUCCACCUUUAAAUCAUACCGCUACACAAGACUUUCCUCCACCUGACUGCCUAACGGUUCAUUUAGCUUUCAAGCUCUAAAAAUGUUAUAAAAUAUAAAUUCUAUCUAUGUACCAAUUAUUUAAGAAUUGUGUAUUAUUUAUGUAUUUCUAUCUAAGAGUGAAAUAAAGUUGUAUUGUUGUAUUGUAUUGUAUUGUGCCUACACUCCUCACUUACCUAGCUCACACUCAUUGAUCACGACAAACUAAUAUCUUCCAUGCAGGUCAUUCAUUCUACUAUUUCUCUCUUCUGUGCUUCUAGUUUUCCAUUCACCUUCCAUUUUUCUAUUCUAUAUUUUCUUGCUCUUCUAGUAGGUGAGUGCCAUGCAUGGGACCUACUUUCUAUAUUCUUGUUCAAAGUAAUUAUCUAUGUAAGAUGUGUACAAUAGUGUCAAGUUAUCUACGUGCCGAAUUAAAGCUGUUAAAUACUAUAGUAACAAAAAGUCCAGGUUGUUUUGAUAGGUUAUCACGUGGAUCGGUGUUUAGUUAUAGUUUACUUGCAAGUUGGUAGGGCAAUUGUAGUACAAUCCCAGCAAUGCUUCUUCGUUUACCCGCUUGAUUUACCUGCCUCAUGAAUAAUUGAACGAAAGUUUUCCCGAAAAUCAAGUAGAAGUCGAAAAACAAAGAAUCGUCAAAUGCUCGACCUGACGUCAAUUUCUGAAGUCGACCUGACGUUAUACGGCCGAUUUCAUCAUCUUUACAAAUUACAUUUACAAUUUACACCCUUGUUUUAGCGCAAGAUCAGCCACAAAAAUGAUAUGCGAAAGUUGACCUAAACCGUGGCAUCAAUUCAAAACAGCAAGAAGGUGUCGGGUGCUAUUAAUGUUAUUUGAAAAUGCUACAUUUUGAUGCUUUUAGUCAAAAACUAGUACGAGAGUAUUGCCCUUAACUUUAGAGAACAUCGAAAACAUUCGAGCAGAUUACACAGGACUGAUUAUUUAAAAGAUUUUGAGAUGCCGGCCAAACGUUCAUUACAUUACCAUUUUCUUAUUUUUAAGAUGCUAAAAAGGCUUUGGAAACAAGCCAGCAUUCUCUUGAAGGAUCUACACUAACGCUGACACGACGAAAGAAGGUGGAAAUUUCUGAAAAUGACAAAGUUUUCGUUGAAGGCAUUUCCAAGAAAACUACGGAAGAUUGUCUUAAGUUUUACAUGGAACGAUUAAGCGACUCAGACGUGAAAGAUAUCAAGUAUGGCCAUGCGAAGAGCAGCGAGAGUGUUAAUGCAAUUGUAACAUUCCACAGCCCAAUAGGUGAGUUGAGAAAUGAUCUAGAAAAUAUACAUGAGGGGUAGAGAGUAUCGGUGCCACAUGCAGUGGAGCUCUGGGGAGAACAGUUUAGAAAUGGUAGUGCUAUCCGGUGUUAACAUCAUAGGCGUACGAGCGAAAAAAUAAUGGGGGCGGACAAAAGUUUGCCCGACAUUGAUGGAAAUUGGCCGACAUUAUCCUGGUUUUAUUUAUUUAUAGACGAAUAGAAGCAAAAUAAAAGGAACACAUCUUCGAUACAGACACGCGGAAAUAUAGUAAAUUUUGAAACGAUAAAUAAAAGUAUUCCUGAGAUUUAAUUCUUUGCGCUACAUCAAAACUCCACACUCUACCACAUGCAAUUGGAACUUAAUGAAACAAAUUUCAAUCUGUCAUUCAGUUUCUGUGCCUAAACAUCUAAACAUUAACAUCAUGUCAAAUACAUUAUACCGAGGCGACCAGGCCCAGAAAAUUGCCAAAUUUUUAAGCAAAGUCUGCCCCACUAAACUUGUACGCCUAUGGUAAAUAUAGUUAAUUUAGUAACGGUAAAGAAGUUGCAAGAAUCUUGAUAAUUUCAAAAGUUGGAAGAAAGUUGAUAUUGAGGCGGUACAAUGCUUAACCAAUUGAUUCUCAAAAGUCUCCCUUUGAUCAAAGGAAAAUGUCUGGCAAUUAAACUAUAAAAUGAAAUAGGGCGCAUCACUGCUUAACAGAUUAACAAGAGGUAUAUGGCUAAUUCUAUUACCCCAAUAAUGCCAAAGAGCUUUCCUUGGAUGAGUAAAAUCGUUUGGUGAAACAAGGAAUUUUUGUUUCAUCAUUAGUCGUAGUAAUACCAAAACAAAAUGUUUUUCUCUUUCGUUUCAGAUUUCGACAAGAUACAGGCUGAUUUCAAAAAGAAGCCAACGUUAGAAGGAAAACACAUAUCAAUCAAGGCCGUUCCUCUGUGUAAAACAAUCUUAGUAAAAAACUUACCAGCUACAGCAACUGAUGACUCUGUGUCGUUAAGCUUUGAAAGCAAGCGAGCUGGAGGCGGGGAGGUUGAGAGAGUCGAUCUGGACCUAGAAAAAAAAAUAGCAUUGGUUAAAUUCGAAGAUCCAAAUGGUACGAUGGGUUAGGUAUUCAUUUCCUAUUAAGAAAGAAAACUAACUUUAUUUAAACUGGAUAGCUCCAAGAGGUCCAGUAAGGGUAAUAUAUUAUUGGUCCAGCGUUUACUACAGAAGGAAACCUAAAAAACUAUAUUUAUAUAGGAUACUAUAUUUGUCAAUUCUAAACUGUUCUCCAGGUGAGGGUGAUCUGAUAUUGGUUACUGAUACUACAAUUUUAGUGUGUUUAGAAAGGAUCACUACAGUUAUUGCAGGAGAGAGAAGACCUGUGGGGUUUGGUGAAGCAAAUCUGGAAGCAUUCUACACACACACACACAUGACUGAGAUGGGUAUCCAACACGGUCAUUAAGCACAUACACAAACCACUGCGCCACUACUACAGGACUAACACCCAAUAGCUUAAGCAGCAAUUGAAUAGUCUACCAAGAACACCCAAGUUGUAGUAAAUCUAUGAGAACUUUAAGGACUCCUAUUAAAAUACAUAUCUUGUAUUUUUUUUAGUAAUAGACAAAGUCCUUUCAGUGAAACAAAUACUGGACAAUACCACUCUAUCCGUGGAACGAUAUUACUCAAUCCUUGGCAGCUUAGCCGACUUACAAUUAAAAGAACAAGAAACAGCAAACGCAACCCGUCGUAAAGCACCUAUACCAAAGCCAAGACAACGAAAGCCAACAGGUUUCACAGAAGAUAUUGACUGUAAAGUAAAGCUAACAGACCAAUCGAUGGAAGAAUUAUCAAGGCCAGAGACUCGGAAGGAAAUCAAAGGCAAAAUGUAUUGCAAUGAACAUUCGGGGAUGGAAUUAAAAGUUUACUGCGAAACCUGCGACCAACUGAUUUGCAGGGACUGCAUGGAUUUUAAACACGUGAAGCAAAAUCAUUCGUGUGUUCUCGUCAAGGAUGUAGUGAACAACUAUAAGGAACAACUUGCUUCAAAUAACAAAGCAAUGGAAGACGCUUUAACUGAAGGCAAUGCCUUUGUUCAACGAUUAACUCUUACGAUAGAACAACUUGAUCAGGAUGCUGAGAAUAUAAAAACUGAAAUUGUACAAAGAAAAGAAUUUGUUGUGAAGAAAGUCAUUGAAAUGUUGGAUCAAAAUGCUGAAACUCUUUUCAACAAAGUAGAUGAACUUCACAAAGAGAAACGAGCGAAUCUGGACAGACAGGCAGAAGAAUCAAAGUUAUGCGUAGAGAACAUAAAAACGUCUGUUCAACUUUCGAAAAAGUUGGUCGACCAAGGCACGGAAGAAGAAGUAAUUUCCUCUCAGAAAAUGAUGUUGGACAACGCAAAUAAUCUCUUAACAAAACGCGAAGAGUAUUUCAAAGCAUCUAUACCCGUCGUAAAAUUGAGCUACACUUCCUCUACUGGCAAAGAACCAAUAAUUAAACGAAGAGAUUUUGAGAGGACUGGCCAACAGUUUAGGAGAAGUCAAUGA